This is a messenger RNA of Fundulus heteroclitus (mummichog), 3020 nucleotides long. It is a transcript of the gene fxyd6, whose product is annotated as FXYD domain containing ion transport regulator 6. Lineage: Eukaryota; Metazoa; Chordata; Actinopteri; Cyprinodontiformes; Fundulidae. The record is from RefSeq and is a predicted model, not a curated record. Gene Ontology annotation, biological process: regulation of sodium ion transmembrane transporter activity. The transcript has 9 exons. Gene Ontology annotation, cellular component: membrane. Gene Ontology annotation, molecular function: sodium channel regulator activity. The coding region runs from base 398 to 706 and encodes 102 amino acids.
AUGGAGAGCGAGCAAAUACAGAGAGAGGCAGAGAAAAGGUUGCGACAGAAAGGAUCCAACGCACUGGGAAAGCUGUUGCUGCAGGAGCCACGUUGUUGUUAUCCAUCACGUCUGUCCUUCCAGGAGAAGUCGUGUCUACACGAUCAUUGUGCAACAUAUGAGCAGACUUGUCGAACCCAAAUCUUAGUGCAACAGGCAGACCGAUUUUUACCGCGGGUGGACACGUAUACACAUUUUUUUUAGCCGAAGGUCCUCCGGAGAAACAACAGUCGAGGGUCGGAACCAGGAGGUCAGAGAGCCGGUGAAGUGCCAAAGGAUAAUCCAGGUCGCAAUCAGGUCACAGUUCAGGGUUCGGUACACGGUCGGGCAAGGAACAGGCAGAUACUCAGCAGUUACCAUGGAAACAGUUUUGCUCUUCCUCUCUUCACUCCUGUUGUGUGUAGCUGCUAAAGCAGACAUCAGUGAAAAAGAGGAGAGUCCAGUAGAUGAAAAUCCAUUUAUUUAUGACUAUGAGAGUUUGAGAAUUGGGGGACUGGCAUUUGCUGUGGUGCUGUUUAUGCUGGGCAUCCUUCUAAUCCUCAGUCGGCGAUGCCGCUGUGGUGGAAAACAGAAGCCCAGAGCCCCCGGAGUCGAGGAAGCUCAAGAGGAAAACGUUGUUGUCUCCAAGGAUGCAGCGACAGCCAAAGAGACUCCAGCAGAGAACUGACGUAACAGGAACACCCAGCGAAAGAAAAAACAACGAUAAUAAUAAAGGAUUUGUGGAUUAUUCUUAUUAGUUGCAAGGGAGGGUCAGGACAGGGUGUAUAUGUUUAAAAAUGUAACAUGUAAAUAGAUCUUUUGCCAAAUGUUCAUUUUUUGUGAGUAGUCCUUCAGUGCUCUUGUCGACUGCUGUGCCUUUUCUGUGACUGUCUCUCACUGCAGUUUGUUGUGGCAUCUUUGGCACAAGUUUGUCUUAUAAGUCCUGGAGACAUUUUUCAGUGUUGUGCGUUUUGCUGUUUUGUCGUUCUUCUGUUGAUUGACUUUAGGUUAUAGGAUUUGUGGAUCUGUAUCUUGUUCUGUUAGCCAUCCUGAGAAAAUUACCUGCUUAAAUAUGGUAUUUAAAUACACAUACUCUACAUAUGACAUAUUAUGUCAAAAAUCUUAGGUUUAUGUUUGUGAUUGAAUGGUUAGGCCUGUUUGGGUGCACAUGUUUACAGGGCUGGAUUUAGGAGGAUGCGGGCCACAGGGCUAGGGCCAGCUUCAGGUUUCUUUCAGACCUCUAAAAAGCUCCUCGUCAAUUUCCUAAAAAUGUGGGAUGUUAAAAUUACUGGUUUGUACUGAAUCAGAAACACAGGCAUGGCCAUUAGUGAAAGAUUGGUUGUCUGUUAUUGGCCACUGGCAUUAUUUUGCCAGUGGUGAGUUUGUGCUUGGGAAGAGAACUGGAGUGUGCCCAAAAAUAAACAUUGUUUUUAAACUGAAGGUUAAAACUUAAGUUAACAAGCCAAUUAGUCCAAGUCAGUUUAAAUCACAUUCGUGAGAAAUUAUUUCUGCAACUUAUGUUAUUUUAUUUUUUGUAUGUGGCUUGAAUACAAAGUGAAUGUUUGCUUUUUUUAUAUUUUGCAUUUGUUUCAUUUUAUAAUUCACACACACUGACUGAUCGAGAGAGGCAGGAAUACUGUUUUGCUGUUAUAACUGUCAUCAUUUUAACCUUUAAGCUUGGUUUUGAUUGGGGAACGUCGCUACUUUUGUAUUGUCCUAUUUAUGAGCAGUUAUAAAGAGACGUCAGUAUCAUUUUCCAAUGUUUAAUCUCUAUAAUAAUUAUUAUAUUGCAAAUCAUAACAUCCUUACUCAUCCUAAUUUAUUAUAUUGCAUGAUAUUAAAUAUUAUUGUAUCUGAUUUAGCCAAAUGAAGACAUAGUGAAUCGUGUUGAAUCGUAAUUAAGAGGAGACUGAAAAAGUACUGAACGUUUUUUUGUUGCUGUCCCUUUGAUUUAAUAGAUUGUUUGUAGUAUUUCGAGAUACGUAUCAUAUCAGCAGCAAAGCAGAGAACUCCAACGAUACAAAAGACGUGUUAAUCCAUACAAAAUAUGACCCAAAAUGCCAUUAUAGUUAUGCCAGGCCUGUAUGCGUUGAUGUGACGUAGUCACUGAGAUAGCGUAAAAACAUCAGAGGUGUGGAGCAGUGCGUUUGACGCUUCCUGUUUUUAUUUAUGUUAUGCUUGGGGUUAAUUGUUACGUUUAUUUUCACUAAAUCACCUUUUUCAAGUUGUUGCCUACCGGUUAUGAUAAAAAUCCAGCAAAUGCCUUACAGUUAUAUUGACUAAGGGAACACAUAUAAUCCAGUGUUAGCUUCCCCAGGCUACCGCCCUGGUCCCCCUUUUCCAAAGUCAGGCCCUGUAUGUUUAUUGUUAGUGUGCAUAGUUGUGAAUACAUGACACGUGCUUUGCUUGUGUAUCUCUACGUGUAGAAGUGACGAGCCUUAUACGAGACAAUCUCAACUGCCACAGCUCUCUUGACGUGAUUUGCAGGUAUCUACACGGGCUCCUCCACUGUAGUGUGUUUUUUUUUUUUUUUUUUUUUUUUUUUACUACCCAAAGUGGAGAGAGCUCACACAUCAGCUGUGUCACUGCCUUUCUUCUCCACAUAUCUACUGCACUGCUGCGUCACUGGCUCCGCCAGGAUUAACCAGUCUCCAGCAGGCUGUGAUUAGCUUCCCCUACACUCACGGUCGCUAGUGCUGCAAGCUCUUUGAAGCAGGGGAAGCUUUCUUUUCCCUCUGUAAUUUUGGUUUGCUCUGUCAUGGUUUUACCAUACAUUCUCUGAAUGACAAUAAGAGAGUGGGUGUUCUGUUUGAGAGGGUUUACCUAAAAGCUAUCUUAUAUAUGUGCCAGUCUAUAUUAAAAGUAGCUUAAUGUAAGCUAUGUAAAAGAGUGGGAACAGACUGCUGUACAACUAAUGCCGUGUUAAUUUUCUGCAUAAAACCUUGUUGUGUAGCAACCUGUUGUGUUUUUGGCAUAAAUUAAUAAAAGUGUGUUCAAACACA